Messenger RNA from Fonsecaea monophora, 591 nucleotides. RefSeq lists its product as hypothetical. Lineage: Eukaryota; Fungi; Ascomycota; Eurotiomycetes; Chaetothyriales; Herpotrichiellaceae. The record is from RefSeq and is a predicted model, not a curated record. The coding region runs from base 1 to 591 and encodes 196 amino acids. The transcript has a single exon.
AUGUCUACAGACUCUGACUUUUGGCUCGUGGCAGCGCCUUGUCCCAAUUUCGAUGAUGUGCCGACCAUCCGAGUUGCUACUCAUGAAGUCCCCCUUCCAGCAUACUGGCGUAUUCUAGGUCUUUUAGAGGAUGGCAAGCGAGAGGAAGAGAUUGUCCAAGUCCUUGUACGCCACACAGGCACCAAAGCGCGGAGGAUUAUUACAGAGGUCGUGGAUAGUGUCGUGGAGAACCAGCGCCUAAUAACCGGGCCACCCAGGCCAUCAGGGAGACUGAGCGUUGUGUUCAAGAAGCCCCGGAGAAUAAGUGACUACCGAGCCACUCGGAUGGAAGCGCGGCGGGAACUUCAAGCGGCUGAGGAGAAACUAGAGACGGCAAAGCUGAAAGAAAAGAAAGUUCUCAAUGAAGUGCUCAUUCUUUCACAACGCAUGGAAGACUUGAAGGAUAAGAAAAUGGCUCCAGAUGAACGACGAAAGACCACAAGUGCGAUCGAACAGCAAAUCGAAUACGUGCUCCAGAAACACCACGACGUUGAGGCCGAGAUUGCCUUUGCUAAACGACUCACUCUCAUUCACAAGGCGUCUCUGGCUUGA